UGAAACAAAUUUCAAAUUAUAUCGCGGCCGGAAGUAAAAAAAAAAUUGUCAAUAAAUAUUCAAGUCUAUAAAAUGUAUGUCAAAGAUUUGGAAACUCUAAAAUAUUCAGAACUUCGAAAAUUAGCGAAAAGCGUUGGGAUUAAAGCUAAUCAGAAGGUUGAGAAAUUAAUACAGGCAUUGAAGAAUUACUACAUUGAAAAUGACAUUGAAGAUGUGACAGAUAAGGAUGCCUUGAGCAGUGCCCAGACAUCUGCUUCACCUCAGAAAUUGACCAGUCCUAAGGAAGUGAAGUCAAAUUGUGAACUACAAACAGCUGUUAAUAGUGCACAGACAUCAAAUGCAGUUACUAGUAAAGAGAAUAAAGUGCCAAGGAAGCGCAGGACUGUUGAAUCAGAAAACCAGCUAACUGAUUUAGGCACUUCAAAAUCAGGAAAAUUAGAGGAUGCUCAGGUUGUCAGUGCAGCUGCUACUCCGGAAAGUAAAGUGCCAAGGAAGCGCAGGAGAACAUUUGAAUUGGACACCCCAACAUUGGGUUUCAACAACACCCCAAGUUCUGAUGGGCCUAAAAGGCCUGUUCAGGAUAAUAGCAGGAAUGGAGAUUCACAUGGAGGACCUCAGAAAAAAAGAAUUAGAAGAAACACAUUUAAUAAAGACAGUCCUAAAAACAAUGAAGAUGUAGAGGCUACAAGAACUUCAAGUAGUCCUGGAACAAAAGCAAUCAUUGACUCACUUUCCGCAGAUUUGUCAAGCCCUGAAAGAAAAGAAAUUAUAUUAAAUGCCAUUGACAAAAAAAUACAGCAAGAAAAAGAAAGUCAGCCCAGUCAGAUCCCUAGAUACAUAACUUAUCUGGCAAACAAGAAACUGGAAAACCAACAACAAACUGGAAAGCCAACAACGCCAGGCAAUAAAAAUUGGACUAAGAUUCACAGUAAAGAGUUUUCCAAAUUUGAUUCCCUUGACGUUUAUCUUGAGAAAAAACAUCAACGCAUGGAAAGUUUGACUGGAAGUGCCAAAGCAGCAUCGGCUACACAGAUGUCUCGGCGACUAGAGCGUAAGAUCAUAAAACCAGUUGUCCGCCCAACACGACAGAAUGUACAGCCAAUCAAGAGUCAAAGUUUUCAUGUCAACAAAACUCCCAACACAGAGAUGACCAAAGUUCAAAAGAAGCCGAGCAAGAACCAAAGCUUGCUCUUGAACAAAACUCCCAGCACAAAUCAAAAGGAGACCAAGGUCCAAGCUAAACCAUUUGUACCGACAGUGACUUCAGUCAAGAACUUGAGCUUCAAUUUCUUGAAGUCACCUUUGCCAAAAGGAGCAAACAGUGAAAAUAAAGAUGUUUCUUUAAGCAAGCCAUCUCAUGGUCAAACCACAACACCCUUUAAAUUUACUGGCAACACCACUUGUCUCAAUGGUACAGAAUCUUCUAAGAAAAGUUUUGAUCUUAAAGCAAGUUUAGCCAAACCUUUAACUUGGAAACCACAUACUGGAAAACUUCAGCCUUUUGAUAACAAAACUUCAAUUGCAGUUAUUCCUAAAAGGCCUAGCAGGCAAGCUCUGGCUACCAAAACAAGACCAGUUCAAGCCAAAGAGAUACAGAGAGUCCAACAGCUCGACAGACGCAAUAACCAAAAGUACAUAGACAUGAUGAGAAGAAGAGGACUGAUGAACUAAAAAAAAAAUAAUUUUUAAUCUUGACUUUUUGUGUGUGUGUGUUUAUUAAAGACUCCCUCCUAUUAUCAAUUUCUGUUGCAGAAAUGAACUAUCAAUGCAAGACAGUAUGAUACAUAACAAAUGUGCAUAAGCAAAAUGUUUGUUUUAAAUAGAAUAGUUUCUUCAUCUUGUACUUUCAACUACAUAACAUUAAAAUGCAUGAGAUUUGAUUUUCUAACAAAAUAAACUGGAUUUAACUAGAAGUAAAUGACAAAUAUAUGCUCUAAUAAUAACACAAAAAUGUGCACAUUACCUUAAAAAUUAAUAAUACUAUUACUAUUAAAAACACCUAAUAAUUGAAACUGAACUUUAUUUCAACUAACCAUAUUUUAGAAUACCCGGUAUGUCAAAUUACGGCAGCAUUUACAUUUUUGUUUUUCUAAGUGUGUUGGCCCUAUCCCGCUGAAUGCUUUUUCUAUACUUAAGCAUAGAAAAGAAGAAAGGUGGUGGGUACCUAUGCGUAAAUAUUCUUUUGACAUUUUGUAAACUUCAUUUAUUUAAUAUAAUUUUAUUUUUCGACUCUAAAAAAUUUUUAAUGUUUAUCCAGAGUCUUUUUGUAUUGUUUUUAAAUCUGAAAUUGUUAAGUCCUCUCACCCUUUAUGCUAGAGAGAUUUCAACAAAAAACAAAUUUCAUGAUAAACAUCAAACAACUAUUAUUGUAAAUAGUAUGAUUUGCAUGUGAAAAAAAAAGCUAUUCAGAAAACUGCUCACCAAAAUUUUGUACAAGCUAUCGUGAGGCUAUAGCUUGAGAAUUUGUUUUACCGUUGACAGGUGUAGCAAUCAGAUUGUGUAAAAGAAUAGUUUCUCUUAUAAGAUGACUUUUCUAUAGAUUUGAUCUGCCAUUUUUUUUUAUCCCUAUUGAUAUGUUUCAAGCAAAUAAGGCUCUAACCAUGGAAUGAAUAAUUCUUUUGUACAUUGAUAUGUGUAUAAAAUUGUAAAUAUCCACAGUACACUUGGUAUUAGUCAAUAGAACAGUCCAGAUUUAGCACAGUUGUAGCCUCUCUUAAUAUGCUGUAAAGUUUAUGUUUUGUUUAUAAACAAAUCAUCCAUUUCACUUUUUUAGAUUCAGCAUAGUGGCAGCAAGAUAUUUUUAUAUUUAUUUAUCUGUGUAUAAAUAUCUAUUUUCUAGUGUCUAAACUUUAUUAGACCAGAGGAGCGACUUUUGUAAUUGUAAUUACCAAUUGUUUGUACUGCAUAUAAAUCAUCACAUUUUGUUUUAAAUCUAUUUUUAAUUGGUUUCUACAUCUCAUUUGUUUUUAAAAAGGAAAAUGGGCUCCUACAUUGAUCCUCCUCUUGUUUUAAUUUUUUUUUUUUUUUGGACAUAAGAAUAACCUCAAUGUUGGUUUGAAAAUUAAAAGUCUUUUAAAUUUGUAAAA
Biomphalaria glabrata is the source of this 3086-nucleotide messenger RNA. RefSeq names its product nucleolar and spindle-associated protein 1-like. Gene Ontology annotation, cellular component: nucleolus; mitotic spindle; microtubule. Lineage: Eukaryota; Metazoa; Mollusca; Gastropoda; Planorbidae. Gene Ontology annotation, molecular function: microtubule binding. The transcript is spliced from 10 exons. Gene Ontology annotation, biological process: establishment of mitotic spindle localization; mitotic chromosome condensation; mitotic cytokinesis. The record is from RefSeq and is a predicted model, not a curated record. The coding region runs from base 73 to 1671 and encodes 532 amino acids.